CAGACAAAAUUUAGAGAAAGUCCCUCAUGUGUACCCGUCUGCUUCUUCACUUUCCUUUCCGGUACCUUAAUUUUUCUUGAUGUGUUGCCUUGGGGGCCGAAGAGGCGACUGCACAGAGAAGACGUGUGUGUGUGUGUGCGCUCGAGGGGAGGCGCAAACAGCCGGCGUGGAGUUGGAAAGUCUGGGGCUUUUAAACAAGACGUGCGACUGCGUAGCACAAGUCUUUAUUUUUUUGUCCCCCAUGUAUUAUUUUGAUACUUUGUACCACACAAAAUGAAGAUAACUAGACAGAAACACGCCAAGAGGAAUAUCAGCUUCUAUAAGUAUAACUUUAAUUUCCGGGAACCAUAUCAAAUUUUGGUCGAUGGCACGUUCUGUCAAGCAGCGCUCAAGAAUAAAAUCCAAAUCAAGGAACAAAUGCCGAAAUAUUUCAUGGGGGAAGUACAGCUGUGUACGACAAAUUGUGUAUUGAAAGAGCUGGAAGCACUAGGAAAGGAGCUGUACGGUGCAAAAAUCAUUUUGCAGAGGUUCAAGGUUCGGAACUGUCCUCAUUACAAAAGCCCAGUCAGCGCUUCCCAGUGUCUCCAGUCCAUGAUUGAUGGUCAUAACCCUCACCAUUACUUUGUGGCUACACAAGACCAAGAGCUUACUGCUUUCAUAAAGAGGACACCUGGAGUUCCCCUGAUUUUCAUCAUUCAAAAUACAAUCGUAUUGGAUAAACCCUCUUCAGCUUCAGUUGCUCACAUCCAGGCCCUGCAGGCUGGUCAACUGGUAACCACUCAGCAACAGCAAAGUAUUGACACCCUGAAACAAGAGCAGGGACUGGUAAAACCAGUCUCCAGAGGUAAGAAACGCAAGAGGAAAGGUGGCCCUAACCCACUGAGCUGUCUGAAAAAGAAAAAAAAGGCAACACCAGCAUUGCAACCAAAACCAGGCGAGAAGAAGAAGAGGAGCCGGCACAGAAGACACAAAUCCGGGGCACCAACGCUGCAGCAUAGUGACAAGCAAAAUGUCGAGGUUUAAUAGUACACAGAUAGUCCUCAAUUCUUUUCAACAAUGGACAAUCAGUUUCAUGACAGCAUAUCUAAAGGUCAACUGGUUGUGUAGAAACACCACACUGUUUACACAUGGUUGAAAUGAGGCAGCCAUUAUGGUGAGAAC
This is a messenger RNA of Erpetoichthys calabaricus (reedfish), 1161 nucleotides long. It is a transcript of the gene utp23, whose product is annotated as UTP23 small subunit processome component. Gene Ontology annotation, cellular component: nucleolus; small-subunit processome. The record is from RefSeq and is a predicted model, not a curated record. NCBI's taxonomy places the organism in Eukaryota, Metazoa, Chordata, Cladistia, Polypteriformes, Polypteridae. Gene Ontology annotation, molecular function: small ribosomal subunit rRNA binding.